Molecule: messenger RNA, 5020 nt
Organism: Pogoniulus pusillus (Red-fronted tinkerbird)
Lineage: Eukaryota; Metazoa; Chordata; Aves; Piciformes; Lybiidae
Gene: IL17RA
Product: interleukin 17 receptor A
Exons: 11
Coding region: 6-2402 (798 amino acids)
Molecular function (GO): interleukin-17 receptor activity
Source: RefSeq, a predicted model, not a curated record
CCUGCAUGGAGGCAAACUGGAAGCCUGACCUCACUCCUUCUGCUCCAAGCAGUCUUCAUGUUUCUUCUGAUGUUUUCCAUCAGAUGGAUGGAAAGCUGCUGCCUGUACUUCGGAUAGAGUGGAAGGUGGCCACUGAUGCUAGCGUCCGGUACCUGGAAGGAGCAGAGCUGGCUGUGAUGCAGGUGAACAACAACCAGCAGGUCUGUGCCCAGUUUGCCUUUCAGAACAACUUGCCACUUCAGGUUCGUCCAGAUGGAGGCCGGUGGAGUUUUACUUUUGACCGUUUUGAAGUGGAACCUGGCCAGACAUAUCAAGUGACUGUCUACCACCUGCCCAAACUGAGUGUAGAGGGAGACUACAACUGCAAGUCCAAGUCCUUCACAAUGCCUGACUGCAAGGACUCUCUGAUGAAAAAAACCACCCCCUGCAUAAACACAGGCAGCUUGUGGGAGCCCAGGAUCCAAGGUGAAAGCCUAGAUGAUACAACCCUGCUCGUGAGUUUUAACCCGUGGAUGGAACCGACUCGAUACAAAAUUCACGUGGCCAGUUUCCUGAAUGAGACCAGGUGCAAGGUGGUCACACGUGAUUUCACCCAGGGUGGACAACAACAGCAAGUAAACAUCACAAUCAGAAUAGAAAGGAACAUAAGAGCUUGCUGCAGCUAUGAAAUACAGAUUCAGCCCUUCUUUGUGAACUGUGGCACAGACUGUCUGAGGCAUUCUGCUUUCAUCCCGUGCUCUCCAUCUCCAAGUACAGGCACGUCAGGUGAUAUGAUUAUAUGGCUCUACUGGUGUAUCACUGGGAUCUGUGUGUUCCUGGUGGGAUCAGUCAUAGCAGGUGUGAUUUGUAUGACCAAAAAACGAGCAGCACACCGGCGAGGAAAAUGCAGCCACAGUGAUUUGCAGACUGCAGCGCCGUACACAGACCUUCCUCUGCCGCCCCUGAAGCCGCGCAAGGUGUGGGUUGUGUACUCUGCCGAUCACCUGCUGUACGUGGAGGUGGUGCUGAGGUUUGCCGAGUUCCUGAUGACAGUCUGCGGCACUGCUGUAGCCCUGGACCUGCUGGAAGAUCAGCAGAUCUCGGAGCUGGGGCCGCUACCUUGGCUGACUCGACAGAAGAAGGAGAUGGAAGACCUCUCUUCAAAGAUCAUCAUCCUGUGCUCGCGGGGUACCCAGGCCAAGUGGCAGGCCAUGCUGGGCAGUGAGCCCGUGCGUCUCAAGCAAGAUCAGCAGAAGCCCAUGGGAGACCUCUUCACUCCAGCCUUGAAUUUGAUCCUGCCAGACUUUAAGAAGCCAGCCUGUUUUGGGAUGUACAUAGUGUGCUAUUUCGAGGGGAUAAGCAGCGAGAAAGAUAUCCCUGACCUGUUCCAUGUCACAUCCAGGUACCAACUGAUGGACAAGUUUGAGGAUAUCUAUUUUCGGAUUCAGGACCUGGAGAAGUUUGAACCUGGGCGCAUCCAUCGGAUCCGUGAAAUCACAGCUGAGAGUUACACUGAUACUCCCAGUGGGAGGAAGCUGAAAGAGGCAGUGGAAAAGUUCAAGAACUGGCAGAUGGAGCACCCAGACUGGUUUGAGAACGAAACCGUCUGCUUGGAUAACGACGAAGAGCUGCAGUCCCUAAGCAGAGAGAGCCAGGAGGGGUCGCUGCAAAGUGAGCCAGGUGGGAUUGUGAAACACCAGCUGCACCUGCGGGAGCCUCGCCCCGACUGCUGUUACGUGCUUGAUCUCCACAUGCAUGAAGGUGAAAACAGAGGUGGUAAACUGCAACCUGAACUGAAUCCGUGUGGGGAUCAGACUGCUCAGACUGUGGUCCUUUCCGCGGAUGAGGCUCCCUUAGUUCAGGUAGUGGAGCCAAUCUCCUCUGUGGAAGACAGAAGUGUACUUAGUCAUCACGUGCUGAGUAACGAGGACUGUGUGGAAGAAGUUCCUCUUCUGGAGACAAGCUUUCCAAUGAGGAAUAACAUUGUCCUCCCCAGUGACUCUGAACCUUCAGCAAUAGAUGACCAGAGUCCUGCAAGCCUUUCAGGAGAACUGAGGCAGCAGCUGAACGGACUGAUGCACUCUCUUUAUCAGCAGAGUGUCACUCCUCCGGAGCCGUCUCUUUGCCAAGAGAAGGCUGACGAGCAACAGCAGUUGGUCUUUGAUGACCAACACAAAGACCAAAGACAGUCGGUGCAGUCAGACCAAGGCUACAUCUCUAGAUGUUCUCCUCUGCCUCCUGAUGACCUCGUGGAGGAGGAAGAGGGGGAAGAGAAUCGGGAAAAUCCUGAACUCUCUCCAGAGGUCAUGAACAGUCUAAAGAGCCUCCAGCAGUGGCUGUUUCUCCAGGACGUUCAGCGGAGCUCUGACUGGGGGUGUCCUGCUGAGAUGGUGGACAUUGGCCAGUCUUGGGAGGACUGUUAGGCCCCAUGUGGGACCUGCACCAUUUGAAAUACAUGCACAGUGCUGAAACAGCUUUUACAACUCCAUCCCUGGCCUUGCAUUACAAAUGGCUUACUGUCUGCUGGAAGGGAGGAUUACCCAACAGACUGCUGCCACUGCUUCCCAUCUCUACAGAGAGAAGCAAGAGCUGUUGGCCACCCCUGUGAGAGAGUAGGCAGUGCUUCUGUUCCUGGGGGAGAAGUGUUACAUUGAAUCCUCAUUGAUGGGUGGCAGAAAAAUUCUUCUGGCUCACUCACUCGUGCCUUCAAAAGCCCCUCCAGCUGUACUGAUUGUGUUGCACUGGGUGAAAGUCAUGGCCAGGGGCAUAGAACAGGUUUAGGCAACAUGGCAGAAUGUGCACUGCCAUUUGAGGACACAUUUUACGUCCUUCUGUUGUAAAUACUUUGGUAAAGAUGUGUGCCUGGAACUUCAGCUAGGCUGGGGUUGUCUCUGGGUGGUUGAUACAUGUGUCUGGAGGUUUUUUGGUUGGCUGCUUGCUCAUUGACAGCUGCGUUUCCACAGACCUGGGAGUUCUGGUGGACAUCAAGUUCUGCAUGUGACAGCAAUGUGCCCUUGUGGCCUAGAAGGCCAAUGGGAUCUUGAUGCAUUACAAAGAGUGUGUCCAUCAAAUCAAAGAUGGUUCUCCUCCUCCUCUACUCCACCCUGGUGAGACCUCACUGGGAAUACUGCAUCCAGUUUUGGGCUCCCCAGUUCCAGAGGGACUCUGGAGAGAGACCAAAGGAGGGCUACAAGGAUGCUGAAGGGACUGCAGCACUGCCUGAUGAGGAGAGGCUGAGAGCCCUGUGGCUGAUCAGUCUGGAGAGGAGAAGGCUGAGAGAGGAUCUGAGCAAUGUCUAUAAAUAGCUGAGGGCUCAGGAAGCAAAGGACAGGGACAGCCUCUGCUCACUUGUGUCCUGGCACAGGACAAGGGGCAAUGUAUGGAAACUUCAGCACAGGAGGUUCUACCUCACCAUGAGGAAGAACCUCUGGGCUGGAAGUGUCUCAGAGCCCUGGCACAGGCUGCCCAGAGAAGUUGUGGAGUCUCCUUCCCUGGAGCCUUUCCAGCCAGAUGUGUUCCUGUGCCAGAUUCUCUGGUCCUGCUCUGGCAGGGUGGUUGGACUGGAAGAUCUCCAGAGGUCCCUUCCAACCCCCUCACAUCCUGUGGUCCAUGGCCAUUUGGAAGUCAAGUGGAAUUAACUGAACAUUAAGUGGGAUAUUUUUUUAUUGGGAGUCUCCAUAAUUUUCCAUACCUCCCUGCUGGGAGCAAACACCUCCUGGGAGGUAGGUGCUUGGAAACCUGCAGUAGAAGGAAAAGAGAAAUGGGGGUAAUGGACCAAAAAAUGGGUGGCUUACAAUUAUAUGAAUCUGGAGCUGAAGCCAGAGUUACUGAAUCAAGGAAAUGUCUGUUCUGUAAUGCACUGCUGCAGUGCCAUUUGCUUUGGGCCAUCUCAGCACCAGGAAGACUUGAACUGAAGAUGCAGGUAGUGACACAAGUAAGGAAAUCAAAGGCUAUUUUGGAGGGUCAAGAAGUGUAGCUUCCGCAAACGAAGGUUAUAACUGCACUGGGGGAGGCUGAGCUGACUAGUGAGUGUGAGCUGUUACUCUGUGGGUGUGAACUCAGGCUGAGGUAGUUCAGGUUAAUCCUUGUGCAAUACUUAAGAGAUUAGUGUUGAACUUCUUCCAGGAGCAGUGAUGGUAACUGUAUCAAUUUACCAACUGUGUUCAGUUUUGGGCUCCCCAGUUUAAGAGGGACAGGGAUCUGCUGGAGAGAGUCCAGUGGAGGGCUAUGAGGAUGAUUAGGGGACAGGAGGGCUUAUGAGGAGAGGCUGAGGGACCUGGGGCUGUUUAGUCUGGAGAAAAGAAGACUUAGAGAGGAUUUGAUAAGUGUUUAUAAGAAUCUGAGGGCUGGCCAGAAGUGGGGGGACAGGUUCUGCUCACUGCUCCCUGGGAUAAGACAAGGAGCAAUGGGUGUAGAUUGCAGCAAAAGAGGUUCUGCCUCAGCACAAGGGGAAACUUCUUUACUGUAAGGGUCACAGAGCACUGGCACAGGCUGCCCAGAGAGGUUGUGGGGUCUCCUCCACUGGAGCCUUCCAAGGCCUGUCUGGAUGUGUUCCUCUGUGAUCUGUGUUAGAUAGGAUUGUCCUGCUCUGGCAGGAGGUUUGACUCGAUGAUCUCCUUGGGUCCCUUCCAACCCCUAACAUCCUCUGAUCCUGUGAUCCUGUGAAGUCCAGGGUUUUUUAAAACUGAGCUUGGUUCAAAACUGAGCACCAUUAAAAACUGCUGUCUGGAGUGGCUGCCUGUUGGCCCAUGGAGCACUGGCUGGGUAGCAGACCUGCUGAGCCUGCUGUUGACCCCGUUUGCUCUUGCUGCUUCUGCAGUCCAGCCCACUGGAUGACAGCCUAUGAGAUGUAAAUACACCCAGCCCUUUGUCACCUUACUGUCCUCAGUUUACUUGUCAGUUUACUUUCCUUGCAGCUUUGGAAACCUGACCUCUCAGAAGAUAAUGUGUUCUUUUGUCUUGCAGCUGCUAAUUGCCUUCUCUGGAUUUUCAAACUGCAUUGGUUUGUGACUUGUAUUUUCUUCCUUAAAUUAAAAAACAA